Messenger RNA from Pundamilia nyererei, 6291 nucleotides. RefSeq names its product neuron navigator 1b (gene nav1b). Lineage: Eukaryota; Metazoa; Chordata; Actinopteri; Cichliformes; Cichlidae. Gene Ontology annotation, molecular function: ATP hydrolysis activity; ATP binding. The coding region runs from base 368 to 6148 and encodes 1926 amino acids. Gene Ontology annotation, biological process: microtubule bundle formation; neuron migration; neurogenesis. The transcript is spliced from 33 exons. Gene Ontology annotation, cellular component: microtubule cytoskeleton; axon initial segment. The record is from RefSeq and is a predicted model, not a curated record.
UUUGCAAGUCAGAGAGAGAUCGCCUGGUAGCUAAGUAGUCCCAUCCACAGGCACCAGCAGCAGCUGAGGAUGUGUCUAGAGUAUUGUUAUGCAAGCGGGAAGAGAGCAGUCCCACUUUGAUCCAGGCAUCGGACAGAGGCUGAGAUGCUUCAGAGCUGGAAGCUGCUUCUUUGGUGUUCUGGGUAUUUGCAUACCGGACAGUAGACUUCCACAGGACUUUGAGCACAUGGGCUGCAACGAGGAUGGACUGAUGGAGGUCUGGAGAUAUUGCUCAUCACUCAGCAUCCACAUGUUCUGAGCUUGUUAGCAUCUCAUUAAGUUUUGUCAGCGUCAAUUAUAGAUCUCAGAGCAGUGACUGUCAACAACCAUGAGCAGCGGAGUGAAUAUCAAAGUCAUUUCUCGGAGGCAGAGUGACGCAGGUGUCAGCUCCAGUCUGCCGUCACCUCGAAGCACAAUGUCGGUCUCAAAGGCAGAGCCCAAAGAGCAAUAUAGUGGGCUCCCAAAUCCCACAAUGCAGUAUCAGCACAGCGCAAAACGACGGCCUACAUAUUCUUCAUUCUCUGGUUCUUCAGGAGCUGCAGAGUUGCUGAGAGGUGCCGCUUUAAAGAACAACCUGCUGCACCAAAAGACUAGCAUGUAUUCACAUAGAAGCUCAGCAGCUGCAGGGCGAGCUGAUGGAACCUGCUCAGCUUACAGCAGCCCUCAGAUACCAAAGAGGGAAGUUCCACGCUCGAAAGACACAUCAGACAUCCGCAGCGACACGAUAACCCAGAAAGCUUUGAGAGACCUUCAGUUAAGAAGAAACACUAACAAGAACUGGACCUUUGGAAAGUAUCGUCAGAGGAGUGUGGACAAUGCGCAAGAGGGUAACACUUUGCGACACCGCCCACCAAAUCCUCAGGUAGGCUACGGAAGAGGACGUCUUCUUUAUAGUAAAAAUGCAAAUGGGAAUGAGAUACCAGGAGUAUCUUCAGCAGGAAUAGAGAACUUCCAAAAAGAAGUGAGGAACAUCUCCAACUAUGACCUGGAAGCUUCUGACAGGGAGCUUUUCAACAAAUCAAAGUCUUCCCAUCAAACAUUCAACCUGCCACGCAGAGGGAGUGAGCCAGGAAAGGUCAACAUGGCUGCUGUUGCUCCAUUUAGAUUCAGGUUUAAGAUUCACGAGGAUACAGAUACCUCCCUGGAUGAUCUCAGUGACUGCUCCUCUGACUCCAUGGAGGUCUGUUGUGAUGAUCUAGACCCCGAGUCCCAGAGGAAGCGGACUGUGCAGAAUGUCCUUGACCUACGCCAGAAUUUAGAAGAUACAAUGACAAGUCUGCGGGGCUCCCAGAUGAGCCAUAGCUGUCUGGACAGCAGUAAUGUGGGCUAUGACAGCGAUGAAACCAAUGCUCGCAGCAUAUCCAGCCUAUCCAACCGCUCAUCACCUCUUUCCUGGCGCCACGGCCAGGCCAGCCCUCGUCUUCAAGCUGGCGAUGCCCCAUCCUCCACAGGUGGCGGAUACCAGGGAAGUAAGAGUGGUUCCCAGUACACAGCCCAUACAAUGCCUGCUCGCUGUUCCAGUCGACUCAGCAGCACGUCUCGUAUUGAGCUCAUAGAAAGCCUUGAUGUUGAUGAUCCCGAUCUCAAGUCUGGUUACCUGAGUGACACUGACCUUCUAGGGAAGAGCCUGCCAGAUGAUGAUGAUGACAACCUGGCUAACGGUUGGGACGAGAGCAGCUCCAUUAGCAGUGGACUCAGCGAUGGUGAUGGCGAUGGCUCGGAGAAUCUCAGUUCAGAGGAAUUCAACGCCAGCUCGUCUCUCAACUCCCUCCCAAACACACCCUUGGGAUCAAGGCGCAACUCCUCUGUUAUGCUCCGCACUGAUGCAGAGAAGCGCUCUCUGGUGGAAAGUGGACUUUCUUGGUACAGUGAGGAUGGCAAAAGCACCCAUAAGCUUGGUAGCUCCAGCUUUGACUCAGGAAGUCUCAAGACAGAGGCACCAAGCAAGUGGAGAAAGAAGCCUCCAAGUCUUAGUGAAGAUUUUGGCGGUAAAGGGGAACUGAAGAAGCCUCAAAGUUUGGGUCAACCAGGAAGUUUCAAGAAAAGCAGAAAUCCUCCUGUGGGUGUGACCUCCCCCAUCACCCAUACCUCCCAGAGUAUGCUCAAAGUCGCAGCACCAAAAAGUGAGAAGCCACUGGACAAAUCCAAGAUUUCCAUCAGAACUGCUGGUCUGCAGCGUUCCCGUUCAGAUGCUGGCAGAGAUCAUCAUGGAGAGCACCGCAAGCCCCCUUCAGGUCUAGUUAAACCCACUGCUGGAACCUCCUUUGGCUACAAGAGACCACCAACAGCAACUGGUACAGCAACCGUCAUGACAGCAGGGGGUGCCACCAUCUCUAGUGGCUCUGCUACUGUGGGAAAAACCCCCAAGUCAUCUGGCAUCCCUGUGAAACCUGUAGGAGGAGGAAUACCCUCGGGUAGAAAGAACAGUUUUGAUGCCAGCAGUGAGCAGAGCUUCCUGGGGCCAAACGCCCGAAACAGCAUUCAGUACCGCAGCCUGCCCCGACCGGCCAAAUCAAGCACACUUAGUGUGAUUGGGCGCCCCACAACUCGCCCUGUCAGCAGUACAAUUGACUCUAGUCUGCUGUCCUUGAAACCUGUACCCAUAACUUCUUCAGGCCCCAGGGUUAAAGAACCAAGUAGCUCCAGCAUUAAAAUAUCUAAUCGAACAAGUACUGGCCCAGUAAACCAGACAGACCGAGAGAAAGAAAAGGAAAGGGCCAAAGCUAAGGCUGUGGUUGCAGACAUCGACUGUGCUUCGCUAAAAGGAGAACACGCACCAUCCGAAUCAACAGGAGAGUCUUCCGUGAAACUCCAUGGCCUGAGACGAACUAGCAGCAGCAAAUACCCCGAACUGUCAUCACCCACCAUACCAAGGAUGCUGAACACUAAGUCUCUAGGUCGUCCUCCUAGCUUGGCUCACCUGGACAAGGUCAACUCAAACAGUCUUGACUCCUGUGUGACAAUACAGGACCUUCCACCCAAAGUGCCCCCAUACUCCAAGCUCCAAGACUUGGCUAGUUCCCACACGGCCACCCGCCUAACCCCUAGCCCAGCGCCAGUCCUUCAUAUUGAUUCACCCAGCCCUUACGCAAGUGAAAGCCUGAGUGGAUCGCCGAUACUCUACCCCAAACUGUCAGGCAUGCACCGCAGCUUGGAGUCCCUGCCCCUCCAGAUGAGUGUGCCUGCAAGUGCAAGGUUUGUUACAACAAACACCCGUGAUAAAGAAGAGAGGAGUACAGGAACCUGGGGGGCUGGGAGUAGGACGUCCCUCACCCUCUCAGACAGCUUGCAAACAGAUCGGAAUACCUUGCCAAAGAAAGGCUUAGAACGCUAUGGCUCAAACCUAUCAGAGAGUGAAGAAAGUAAGCCAGGAAGACGGCACUCCCACAACAUAGUCAGCAUGACAGAGAGUGAUAGUCCCCCUCAGUGGCCUUCUCCUACCCGCACCCUGCACCCAUUAUCCAAUAAGAUUCCUCUCACCAAUGUGGUUGCCCCAAUUUCCAAUGGCACCCCAAGGAUAUCGCGGUCCAACAGCAUAGGCCCCCCAAGUGAUUCUGCCUGCGAUCUCUAUGGAUCCUCCCCUCUGGGCAGCAGUAUGUCCCUGGUUGACCGUCCAAAAAGCAUGAUGCGGUCUGGGUCUUUCCGUGAACCAGGAGAGGAUGUGCAUGGCUCUGUGCUGUCUUUGGCAUCUAAUGCUUCAUCCAACCAUUCCUCAAAUGAGGAGAGGAUACAAGGGGAGCAAAUCCGCAAGUUGAGACGGGAGCUGGAAUCCUCCCAGGAAAAGGUUGCCAACUUAACCGUGCAGCUUUCUGCCAAUCUAGGCCAGGCUAAUCUGGUCGCAGCAUUUGAACAAAGUCUGGCCCUGAUGACAGCACGCCUGCAGACACUGUCUGUCUCCUCAGAUCAAAAGGACUCUGAGCUUACUGAAUUGAAGGACACCAUUGACAUUCUGAAGGCCAAAAAUACUGAAGCCCAGGAAAUCAUUCAGGGGGCCCUCAGUAAUCCUGAUGUCACACCCAAAGAGCUGCAGAUCAACCGCCAGAACUCCUCAGAAAGCCUCUCCAGUCUUACCAGCACCACCAGCCACUCGAGCAUGGGCAGCCUCAAGGAGCAGGAGGCCAAGAAGAAGAAGAAGAAGAGCUGGGUCUUUGAGUUACGCAGCUCAUUCAACAAGGCUUUUAGUAAGAAGGGCUCAAAGCCAACUGGGCCAUAUGCUGACAUUGAAGAAAUUGCCACCCCAGAAUCCUCAGCACCUUCCUCCCCCAAAAUCCACCAUGAUGGAGAUAACCCUCCGGUGUCAAUGAAAUCCUCAGCCUCAGCAUCAUCUUCAAGACUCUCUGAAGGGAGUGAGGCAGGUGAUGAUAAGGUUGUAACAGACCUGCGCACAGAACUGUGGGAGAAGGAGCGUAAACUGACAGACAUCCGCCUCGAGGCUCUGAGUUCAGCCCAUCAGCUGGAGCACCUGCAGGAGGCCAUGAACAACAUGCAGAGGACAAUCGAAAACCUGAAGGCUGAGAACGACCAUCUGAAGACAGGUACUUUGUCUCCCUGUCCAUCUCCUGGACCCUCCAGCUCUGUUUCCCAGUCCUCAGGUCUCACUGCUCUGGGAAGCUCAUCACCCCGACAGUCAGUAGCCAUGCACGUGCCUAAAAGCUACAGCAGAGGGCUGAGUGAGGGGAGCAGCUCAGACAUCCACACUGCAGAUUCUCUCAGCCUUUCCUCACAGAGAGAUGACCAUCGUGUCAGGGUCGUGGUUUGUGUUGCGGAUCUACGUGUCUUUAAAGAUGAGGUUAAACAGCAGGAUUUCUUUGUCGGCACUGUCAGAGUGAAUGGCAGGAUGGAUUGGGUGAUGCUUGACUCAGCUGUCAGUCAGGCUUUUAAGGUAUAUAUAGCCAAGGUGGACCCCACCUCCAGUCUGGGACUGUCUACAGAUUCCAUCUACAGUUACAGUAUGGGCCACAUUAAGAGAGUGCUGGGAGGAGAAGCUCCUGAGACACAACCCUCUCGCUGCAUGUCACGAGGCCCCAGUAGCAUCACAGUGGCACUGAAAGGUUUGAAGGAGAAGUGUGUGGACAGCCUGGUAUUUGAAACUCUCAUUCCCAAACCCAUGAUGCAGCACUACAUAAGUCUUCUACUCAAACAUCGUCGUCUGAUCUUGUCUGGGCCGAGUGGCACUGGGAAGACGUACCUCGCUUCCCGGCUGGCUGAGUACCUGGUGGACCGCAGUGCUCGCGAAGUCACAGAUGGCAUUGUGGUCACUUUUAACAUGCACCGCCAGUCAUGCAAGGAUCUGCAGCUUUAUCUUUCUAAUUUAGCGAAUCAAAUAGACCGGGAAAGCGCAACGGAAAUACCAUUGGUGGUUAUCCUGGAUGAUAUUCAUGAUCCUGCUUCCAUCAGUGAACUUGUCAAUGGUGCUCUAACCUGCAAAUAUCACAAAUGCCCUUACAUUGUUGGAACAAGCAAUCAGCCAGUGAAGAUGAUCGCAAACCAUGGCCUGCAUCUCAGCUUCAGGAUGGUGACCUUCUCCAAUAAUGUGGAGCCAGCCAAUGGCUUCCUUGUGCGAUACUUGCACAGGAAGUUGAUGGAGUCCGAAGAUGAGAGGAACUUGACCAAUGAGGAUCUAAUCAGGGUGUUAGACUGGGUUCCCAAACUGUGGUAUCAUUUGCACACCUUCCUAGAGAAGCACAGCACAUCGGAUUUCCUCAUAGGCCCUUGCUUUUUCUUAUCCUGUCCAGUCACAGUGGAUGAGUUUCGAUCAUGGUUCAUUGAUCUUUGGAACCACUCUAUCAUACCAUACCUGCAAGAAGGGGCCAAGGAUGGCAUCAAGGUCCAUGGCCAAAAGGCAGUAUGGGAGGACCCAGUGGAGUGGGUGAGGGGCACCCUGCCUUGGCCAUCUGCCCAGCAGGACCAGGCAAAAUUGUUCCACCUACCUCCUCCCAGCAUCGGCUCCAGCAGCCCCUGCCAGCCAAGUGAGGAGAGGCCUCACAAAGAGACUCCGCCCAGCUCCAUGGAAAAUGAUCCUCUGAUGGCAAUGCUUUUGAAACUUCAAGAGGCUGCCAAUUUCAUUGAAUCACCAGACAAAGAAGACCCUAGCCUGCCUAAACUUUGAAUACAAAGCUCACACCUAAACACUUAGCUCUCCAAUUUUUUUGUUUUUGCUUACUGUACUGCAGUGUAUGCAGUGCAUAUUCAGGAACAAAUGGACCCUCAGAAAUGGUUGUGGGGCUAUUAAAAACCAUCAUUCCUGCAGGA